Pseudovirgaria hyperparasitica is the source of this 207-nucleotide messenger RNA. RefSeq names its product ribosomal protein S28e. Gene Ontology annotation, molecular function: structural constituent of ribosome. The transcript has 3 exons. The record is from RefSeq and is a predicted model, not a curated record. Lineage: Eukaryota; Fungi; Ascomycota; Dothideomycetes; Acrospermales; Acrospermaceae. Gene Ontology annotation, biological process: ribosomal small subunit assembly; maturation of SSU-rRNA; translation. Gene Ontology annotation, cellular component: ribosome; cytosolic small ribosomal subunit. The coding region runs from base 1 to 207 and encodes 68 amino acids.
AUGGAUUCCGCAAAGGUCCCCGUAAAGCUCGUCAAGGUCACCCGCGUGUUGGGCCGAACCGGCUCCCGUGGUGGUGUCACACAAGUGCGCGUCGAGUUCAUGGACGACCAAACCCGAAGCAUCAUCCGCAACGUCAAGGGCCCAGUCCGUGAGAACGACAUCCUCUGCUUGCUCGAGUCCGAACGUGAGGCCAGGAGACUGAGAUAA